CAGGAAGUGAGUAAUACUUGUAUGUCAAAGCGUUUCCAUGCUACUGGUUUGCACUGGGGACACUAAAGCUGUCACUUCGGAUUCAAUGCAGACUGUACGUGCAAAUCCAAGGAUGCCAGAGCCUGUUCUGCAAAGCCUUGGAGAGAGAAGCCCUCUAAACACAGAGGUUGUGGAGCAGUUUGCCCAAAAUAUGGGAGAGAGCAUAAUCCAGUCAUUACUAAACCAAAUAGAGAAAGGUGAACCUGAGAUGCCCGUUUCUGAUCAAGAGGAAGAGAUGUUAGCAAAGGCGUUAGCGUCAGCAGUAAUUGAAGAUGCACUGAGAGAAGCUUGUGUGGCUCAAAACAUCAAAGAUUGCCCAAACACUGAUCCCGAAUAUGCUGAAAUGGUGUCUUUUGUGGAUAAAUCUGGAGAGAAAAACUUGUUGGACACAGACAUGGAUCAAAUGAAGGACAUCCAGACUUCCUAUCAUCCACCUCUAUCCCAGUCAGGGCUUCCUGUUGUGGGAUCUCUCGACUACCCCGACACCCCUCCGACCACCCCUCUCAUCCCCGAGCUUGAGAGGAGCAGACACAGCUUUGCCCGAAAGCUAAAAGGUGGACUGGCAAAGGUUUUCCUGCCCUCUCCUCCUCCACCAACUCCAAAAGAUAAAGAAGACGACUCAGGCGGCACCAUUACUGAUCCUCAGAUGGAACUGAUGGAGCACCUGAUGCAUUCACUGUCCACGAAUGAUUUGGCAAGAGACUCUUUAGAUGCAGAUCCUCAGCAUGGGGCCAGCAUGGAGGCGUUUGCAGAGGCUAUGUCGUGUGAUAUCAUGGACUGGGUCUUCAGUGUUAAAACCAGAGAGCAGAUACCAGAUGAAAUUGAUCUUCAUCUUUUCGCCCACCAGCUGACAGAGACCAUCAUCACUUCCUCCCUGGAGAAAGCUAAAAUGCUGGUCUAAAAUAUGGAGUCAUACGUAUCUGAUAUUUUCCCAUAAAUGCCUGUUUUUUUUUUUUUUUGUUUUUUUUUUUUACUUUUUAUUAAAUAAAGCCCAGUAAAGUUCAACAAGAUGAAGAGUUGACUUGUGGAAUUUUUGAAAUCUGAUCCAUUUGUUUUGUUUUCUUUCUUUUUUUAUGUUCCCCGGGGGUCAGUCCUUGGACCUCUUCUGUUCAACUUGUAUAUGCUCCCUUUGGGUAAAAUAUUACAGAACUAUAGCAUUAGUUAUCAA
Melanotaenia boesemani (Boeseman's rainbowfish) is the source of this 1207-nucleotide messenger RNA. RefSeq lists its product as uncharacterized. Lineage: Eukaryota; Metazoa; Chordata; Actinopteri; Atheriniformes; Melanotaeniidae. The record is from RefSeq and is a predicted model, not a curated record. The coding region runs from base 38 to 940 and encodes 300 amino acids. The transcript is spliced from 2 exons.